GGCGGAAGUGCUCGGGAGCAGCAAGGAGAGCAGCUGAGCGCCCCAGAUCCUCCAGUUCGCCCCGAUGGAUUGCUACACCGCCAAUUGGGAUCCCCUGGGGGAAUCCGCCUAUUAUCGGAAACUGGAACUUUACAGCAUGAGCUGGAAUUUGAAGGAAGACCUGCGGGACUAUUUGGUGGCUGCCGCCCCGUACGGGGGUCCCAUCGCCCUGAUGAAAAACAAGAGAGAGAAAUCGCCCAGCUCCCGGCCUCUUCUAGAGAUCUACUCUGCUUCUGGGAUCCAGCUGGCCAGUGUUGUGUGGAAGGAUUCUCCAGCCAUGUUCCUGGGCUGGACCACCAACGAGGACCUGCUCAGCCUCCAGGAGAACGGCAUCGUCCUUCUCCACAGCCUGUUUGGCGAAUUCAAGAAAAAAGUCACCAUGAACAACGACGUGAUGCAGGAGCGCGUGCUGGAGGCCAGGGUGUUCUACACAACGUACGGCACCGGUUUGGCCCUCCUGUCCGCCCUCCAACACAGGUUCAGCCUGGCCAACAAUAUCUACAACAUGAAGCUACGCAAACUUCCCGUAGUGCCAGGUCUUCAAGGCCCCCCCUCCUGCUGGACGGUCUUGUGCCAAAACAGGGUCACCAACGUUCUGCUGGCUGUCGGUCAAGAGUUGUAUCUUCUGGACGACGCCUCCUGCACUCCGGUGACCCUGCCUUGGCUCAGCCCGCACGCCGGCUCCUUCCUCAGGAUGGCCGUGUCGUUCAACCACCGGUUCUUGGCCCUCUUCACCGACACCGGCUACGUCUGGAUGGGGCGGUCCAACUUAAAGGAAAAAUUGGCUGAGUUCACUUGCGACUACCGAUCCUGCCCCAAGCAGAUGGCCUGGUGUACGCGACAGCACAGCCGCCAGCGUGCCGUUGUGAUGGCCUGGGACCGGUGCCUUGUGGUAGCUGGAAGCGACCAGCAAAGCAUUCAAUAUCCUCUGAACGAGGAUUCGCAUCUGGUCCCAGAGCUGGAUGGGGUGCGCAUUUUUUCUCGCUCCACCCAUGAAUUUCUCCAUGAGAUCCCAGAGGCCAGUGAGGAGAUCUUCCGGAUCGCCUCCAUGUCGCCCGGAGCUUUGCUGCUUGAAGCGCAGAAGGAAUACGAGAAGGAAAGCCAGAAGGCGGAUGAAUACCUGCGUGAAAUUAAGGAGCAGAAGUUGCUUCCCGAGGCGGUCGAGCAGUGCAUUAAAGCAGCCAGCUACGAACACUCCCCACCUAUCCAGAAGGCUCUGCUCCAGGCAGCCUCUUUUGGGAAAUGCUUCAUCGACAAAUUUGCUCCGGAAAACUUUGUCGAAACCUGCCGAGAUCUGCGGGUGCUUAACGCUGUCCGAGAUUACCAGAUUGGGAUCCCCCUCAGCUUCGAUCAAUACAAGCAGCUGACCAAGGAGGUUUUGCUGGAUCGGGUGGUUUUAAGAAGACUUUAUCCGGUGGCCAUCAAGAUUUGCGAGUAUCUCCGUCUUUCCGAAUUCCAAGGAAUAAGCCGGAUUUUGGCCCACUGGGCCUGCUACAAGGUUCAGCAGAGAGACAAGUCGGAUGAAGAACUGGCCCAAGUCAUCAACCAGAAACUGGGGGAUGCGGUGGGCAUUUCGUACUCCGACAUCGCUACACAGGCGUACGAGAGCAACCGGACCGAGCUGGCUAUUAAGCUGCUGGAAUACGAACCCCGGCCGGGCAAGCAGGUCCCUCUUUUACUGACUAUGAAAAGGAGCCAGCUGGCGUUGAGCAGAGCCAUUGAGAGUGGGGACAGCGACCUGGUUUACACCGUUAUCUCCCGCCUGAAGGACGAACUCGGCCGGGGCGACUUCUUCAUGGCUUUGCAGAACCAGCCGGUCGCCUUGAGUCUCUACCGUCAGUUCUGCAAACACAAAGAGCCAAACACACUCAAAGAUCUUUACAACCAAGACGACAAUCACCAGGAGCUGGGCAACUUCCACGUCCGUAGUAGCUACAUCAGCGAAAAGUGGAUCGAGGGCCGUGUAGCCAGUCUGCAGAACGCGGUUGACGAGUACUACAAAGCCAAGAAUGAGUUUGCAGCCAAGGCCACCGAAGACCAAAUCAAGCUGUUACGUCACCAGCGUCGCUUUCAGGACGACUUUGACAAACCCUACGUGGACCUGUCCCUGCACGACACCGUCUACAACCUCAUCCUGGAUGGGAAGCACAAAUUAGCCGAGCAACUUUACCGGGACUUCCGGAUCCCCGAUAAACGGUUCUGGUGGCUGAAGAUCAGCGCCUUGGCGGAACAGGGGGCCUGGGAAGAUCUAGAGAAGUUCUCCAAGUCCAAAAAGUCACCUAUUGGCUACCUGCCCUUUGCAGAGAUCAGCAUGAAGUAUGGCAACUCCAGCGAGGCCAAGAAAUACACCGCCCGAGUGACCCCCGAACAGAAAGUCAAGGCUUUCCUCUUGGUGGGGGACUUCAGCCAGGCUGCCGAAGCGGCCACCGAGCGCAAGAACGAAGCAGAGAUGAAUCUGAUCCUGUCCAAGUGCACCGACGCCACCGUGGCGGCCAAGCUGGAGCAGGCGAAGUCUCAACUGGGAAAGAAAUGAGC
Molecule: messenger RNA, 2574 nt
Organism: Protobothrops mucrosquamatus (brown spotted pit viper)
Lineage: Eukaryota; Metazoa; Chordata; Lepidosauria; Squamata; Viperidae
Gene: VPS16
Product: VPS16 core subunit of CORVET and HOPS complexes
Exons: 24
Coding region: 65-2572 (835 amino acids)
Biological process (GO): vacuole fusion, non-autophagic; intracellular protein transport; endosomal transport
Cellular component (GO): cytoplasm; lysosomal membrane; HOPS complex
Molecular function (GO): actin binding
Source: RefSeq, a predicted model, not a curated record